AUGCCUGCAGCACACCCCCAGUUCAAGGUCAUCAUAGUUGGUGGCUCUAUUGCGGGUCUCACACUUGCCCAUUGCCUUCAACGCGCGAACAUCGAGCACAUCGUCCUUGAAAAAGGCAAUGAUAUUGCACCACAGCUAGGCGCCUCGGUAGGUAUCAUGCCAAAUGGAGGUCGUGUUCUUGAUCAAUUAGAUCUUUUCAAUGCUGUCGAGAAGGUUAUUGAGCCUACCUACACAGCUCAUAUCACGUAUCCUGAUGGGCUCACCUUCACCAAUGUGUAUCCCAAGACUUUACAUGAAAGAUUUGGCUAUCCAAUUGCCUUCCUAGACCGACAGAAGUUCCUACGCAUCCUAUACGAACGAUAUCAUGCCAAACAGAACAUCCUCACUAGCAAGAAAAUCAUUGAAGUGCAAAGGACAGAUCUGGGUGUCCGCGUUACCGCGGCCGACGGCUCGAUAUAUGAGGGAAGUCUAGUCGUUGGUGCGGAUGGAGUCCACAGUCGAAUCCGGUCUGAGAUUUGGCGACUCGCACAAAAGCUGCAGCCGGGGCUGGUCUCAAAUCGUGAACAAACUUGCAUGACGGUCCAGUAUUCGUGCGUCUUCGGAAUUUCCUCACGUAUCCCGAGCCUCGAGGUCCAUGAACAGAUCAACGGGCUUUUCGAUCACUUGUCCGUCUUGACUAUACAUGGUAAGAAUGGCCGGGUUUUCUGGUUCAUCGUUACGAAGCUCGAUAAAAAGUACACCUAUCCCGAUGUCCCAAGAUUCUCAGACAAGGAUGCUGCCAAGCUUAUCGAAAAGUUGAAGAACGUGCGGUUCUACAAGGACGUCUGUGUGGGAGAUUUAUGGGAGAACAGAGAGGUGUUCUCCAUGACUGCGCUGGAGGAAGGCUUGUUUGAGACGUGGUUCCUUGAUCGUAUGGUUCUCAUGGGUGAUAGUGCUCACAAGAUGACACCUAAUUUCGGUCAAGGCGCAAACUGCGCAAUCGAAGACGCUGCUACCUUUUCCUCGCUGCUGCAUGACCUCAUCAAUGUACGUGGGGUAUACAACCCGUCCAACGCGGAAAUCCAUGAUCUUCUCCAGAGAUACAAAGAGACUCGAUACGGCCGCAUGAAGUUGAUGUGCGAGACAUCAGCAGGAGUUUGUCGGACCCAGGCGAGAGACGGUCUUUGGAGGACCUUCACUGGCCGAUACAUCGUACCUUACUCUAGGGACCUGCCUGCCGAUUUGGCGUCGAAUGUUAUGGCCGACGCGGAAACGAUCGCUUUUUUGUCAUGUCCUGAUCGGCCAGGACUGGGUUGGCAUGCUUGGGGAAAGAAGGCUAGAAGAGCGGCUCGCAUUCGCAGGAUGAUCUGGUUGCUUGCCUUACUUUCGCUGGGACUCUUCUGCUAUUGGCUCUCUAGAAAAGACACCUCAUAGGUGGAGCUCGGCGUAUUGUUCUAUUGUUGUUGCUAAGCGAGGUGCAGAGCCACUUCAUACAGUAGAGAACCUUGGGGUCCUGUUCGACGCAGCAAUUUAGAAGGCAUCAUCAAAGAUUACAUACCUUAUCAAUUUGAGAUUUAGUUCAUGAUAAG
Messenger RNA from Aspergillus homomorphus CBS 101889, 1568 nucleotides. Its product is annotated as FAD-dependent oxidoreductase. Lineage: Eukaryota; Fungi; Ascomycota; Eurotiomycetes; Eurotiales; Aspergillaceae. The transcript has 4 exons. The record is from RefSeq and is a predicted model, not a curated record. Gene Ontology annotation, molecular function: FAD binding. Bases 1 to 1413 code for a protein of 470 amino acids.